CUCAUUUCACUUUUGGUUAAAGAAAAAAUUGUAUACAUCCUUUCUUGUUUCUUAAAUUUUGAAGAAAAGGCAAGCGUUGCUGGGUAGAGGGCCAGCGACAGAGAAAUUUUUGGCUGUGACGUGUCCACGUGUGGUUUCAACUCAUUGUGUGGUUGAACGUCGCUUCUUGCCUUUUUCUCCUUUCCUUUGCUGAGCUCCACCAUCUAAUGUCCAAACCACCUGUUCAUUCCGUAUUAUUCGAUAGCACAGCACCUAACAGUAAUACCGGUUAUUACGAUCCCAAUGCCGGUGUUAAUCCCGGUGCAGGAGAUGGUUUGCAGUUUUAUGCGUCUUCCUACGGCAAUCAAUACGGGGCACCCUCUUACUAUGCAAACGCGCCAGCCGGCGACAUGCGUUCUGAUACCUAUGAUUAUACGAGAGGCAUGGGCUCAUUUUGGAGUGCAUUUGGUACAGGCGGAUUUGCAGAUGAGCCUCCAUUGUUGGAAGAGCUCGGUUUGAACUUUGAGCAUAUCAAAACCAAGAGUUUAACGGUGCUGAAUCCUUUUGGAAAUGUUCCUCACGACAUUAUGGAUGAUACGGAUUUGGCCGGACCUUUGUUAUUCAUUUUCUUGUUUGGUAUAUUCCUUAUGCUGUCCGGCAAAAACCAUUUCGGCUACAUUUACGGUGUCGGUGUACUGGGUGUGGUAUCUAUCUUCCUUGUCAUGAACUUAAUGAGUGAAAGCGGAGUGGAUUGGUCUCGUACAGCAAGCGUUCUUGGUUAUUGUCUGUUACCCAUGGUCAUGCUCAGCGGAUUUAGUGUGAUUCUGCCAUUGAAAGGAUACAUUGGUUUGGUAUUGACCGCUAUUUCUAUUCUGUGGUGCACUUAUGCCAGUUCCGGUAUGUUCACCACUGUUUUGCGCAUGAGUGAACAACGUUUCCUGGUGGCGUAUCCCGUUGGUCUAUUCUAUGCCUGCUUUGCGUUGAUGACUGUUUAUUAGAAUCUUUGUAUCCAUCCAAAGCUCUAUGUACAUAAAUUAUUAUCUUAUUUCCUC
Messenger RNA from Radiomyces spectabilis, 1031 nucleotides. RefSeq lists its product as uncharacterized. Bases 207 to 977 code for a protein of 256 amino acids. Gene Ontology annotation, biological process: endoplasmic reticulum to Golgi vesicle-mediated transport; vesicle fusion with Golgi apparatus. The record is from RefSeq and is a predicted model, not a curated record. Gene Ontology annotation, cellular component: trans-Golgi network; membrane. Lineage: Eukaryota; Fungi; Mucoromycota; Mucoromycetes; Mucorales; Radiomycetaceae. The transcript is spliced from 2 exons.